GCUUUGGUUUCCCAGGGUUCGGACAGAUGGUUUGGACGGCCUAUGGAUUAUUACGGACAGCGGACAACAUGAGGUGACAUGGUGUAAAACAAUGGGGGCUAUUUGGACAAAGAUCUUCAGAAAUAAGGAAGUUCGAGUGCUGCUUCUGGGUCUGGAUGCUGUGGGGAAAACAACACUAUUGUACCGGCUAAAACUGGGAGAGUUUAACUUGGUCAUUCCUACUAUAGGGUUCAAUGUGGAGAGUAUUCAGUACAAAGAUAUCAAUUUCACUGCCUGGGACAUCGGCAGUCGUGAUAAGAUGAGGCCACUGUUCCGCCAUUACUACAAGGGGACCGAGGCCGUUGUCAUAGUGAUUGAUAGCCAUGACAAAGAAAGACUGGAUGAAUUGAACCAUGAUGUCAUCAAACCAGCACUGCAGGCGGAGGAACUCUCCGGCGCAUGUUUUCUCUUCCUGGCCAAUAAAUGUGACAUGGAGCCCCACAUGUCGUCGGAGGAGAUACAUGAUCGACUGGGACUACGACAGCUCAAACACACAUGGAAUCUUUUCCACGUAAGUGCCUUAAGGGGGGACGGACUGACCGAAGCGUUAGACUGGUUAGCCUUCCAGCUUGGAUCUGAAGAAAUCCGUAGAAAUGUCACCACAGAUUGUGAUGAUAAGACUGACAGAGCUGUGAGUGACGUUCCCUACUGCAGCCGAGCAUACACAGCUAUUAAAUGUUUCUUCUUCAGGCCGAGUCGUCAGGAUAAACUAGACGAUGGACGAUAAUGCUAUCAUGUCUAUCAGUUAAAAUCUUCAGUAAAAACUGGAAGAUGGAAGUUAUAACAUCUAUCAGCUCAGAUCGUCAAUACACACUGGAUGAUGGAUGAUGGAAGUUAAUUUAUCAUAAAUAUCAGUUCAAAUCAUCGGUAAGAACUAGACAAUGGGUGUUAUGAUUUCUAUUAGUUCAAAUCAUCGGUAAGAACUGGACAAUGGGUGUUAUGAUUUCUAUUAGUUCAAAUCGUCAGUAAGAACUGGACAAUGGGUGUUAUGAUUUCUAUUAGUUCAAAUCGUCAGUAAGAACUAGACAAUGGGUGUUAUGAUUUCUAUUAGUUCAAAUCGUCAGUAAGAACUGGACAAUAGAUGUUAUAAUUUCUAUUAAUUCAAAUCGUCAGUAAGAACUAGACAAUGGGUGUUAUGAUUUCUAUUCGUUCAAAUCGUCAGUAAGAACUAGACAAUGGGUGUUAUGAUGUCUAUUAUUAUGACAAUUGAUGAAAAAAUCAUCGCAUUUAUCAGAUUAUUUACAAUUCAGUGAUUAAUACAAUCAACCAAACAUAUUAUGAAAUGCAGCAUAUGUGUGGCUUGUUGUUAAUGUGGCAGCCAUAGUUUAGGACUGUGUGAGGGCGAUAGAUUUACUGUGAGGGCGAUAGAUUGACUGUGUGAGGGUGAUAGAUUGAUUGUAUGAGGGUGAUAGAUUUACUGUGAGGGUGAUAUAUUGACUGUGUGAGGGUGAUAGAUUGACUGUGUGAGGGCAAUAGAUUGACUGUGUGAGGGCGAUAGAUUGACUGUGUGAGGGGAAUAGAUUGACUGUGUGAGGGUGAUAGAUUGACUGUGUGAGGGUGAUAGAUUGUGUGAGGGUGAUAGAUUGACUGUGUGAGGGUGAUAGAUUGUGUGAGGGUGAUAGAUUGACUGUGUGAGGGUGAUAGAUUGACUGUGAGGGCAAUAGAUUGACUGUGAGGGUGAUAUAUUGACUGUGUGAGGGUGAUAGAUUGACUGUGAAGGUGAUAGAUUGACUGUGUGAGGGUGAUAGAUUGACUGUGUGAGGGUGAUAGAUUGACUGUGAAGGUGAUAGAUUGACUGUGUGAGGGUGAUAGAUUGACUGUGUGAGGGCGAUAGAUUGACUGUGAAGGUGAUAGAUUGACUGUGUGAGGGUGAUAGAUUGACUGUGUGAGGGUGAUAGAUUGACUGUGUGAGGGCGAUAGAUUGACUGUGUGAGGGCGAUAGAUUGUGUGAGGGCGAUAGAUUGACUGUGUGAGGGCGAUAGAUUGACUGUGUGAGGGUGAUAGAUUGACUGUGAGGGCGAUAGAUUGACUGUGUGAGGGUGAUAUAUUGACUGUGUGAGGGUGAUAGAUUGACUGUGAGGGCGAUAGAUUGACUGUGUGAGGGCGAUAGAUUGACUGUGAGGGCGAUAGAUUGACUGUGAGGGUGAUAUAUUGACUGUGUGAGGGCGAUAUAUUGACUGUGAGGGCGAUAGAUUGACUGUGAGGGUGAUAGAUUUACUGUGAGGGUGAUAGAUUGACUGUGAGGGCGAUAGAUUGACUGUGAGGGUGAUAUAUUGACUGUGUGAAGGUGAUAGAUUGACUGUGUGAGGGUGAUAGAUUGACUGUGUGAGGGCGAUAGAUUGACUGUGUGAGGGUGAUAGAUUGACUGUGUGAGGGCGAUAGAUUGACUGUGAGGGUGAUAGAUUGACUGUGAGGGUGAUAGAUUGACUGUGUGAGGGCGAUAGAUUGACUGUGAGGGUGAUAGAUUGACUGUGUGAGGGUGAUAGAUUGACUGUGUGAGGGCGAUAGAUUGACUGUGAGGGCGAUAUAUUGACUGUGUGAGGGCGAUAGAUUGACUGUGUGAGGGCGAUAGAUUGACUGUGAGGGCGAUAGAUUGACUGAGGGUGAUAUAUUGACUGUGUGAGGGUGAUAGAUUGACUGUGUGAGGGCGAUAGAUUGACUGUGUGAGGGCGAUAUAUUGACUGUGUGAGGGUGAUAGAUUGACUGUGUGAGGGCGAUAGAUUGACUGUGAGGGUGAUAGAUUGACUGUGUGAGGGCGAUAGAUUGACUGUGUGAGGGCGAUAGAUUGACUGUGAGGGCGAUAGAUUGACUGUGAGGGUGAUAUAUUGACUGUGUGAGGUUGAUAGAUUGACUGUGUGAGGGCGAUAGAUUGACUGUGUGAGGGUGAUAGAUUGACUGUGUGAGGGUGAUAGAUUGACUGUGUGAGGGUGAUAGAUUGACUGUGUGAGGGCGAUAGAUUGACUGUGAGGGCGAUAGAUUGACUGCAAGGGUGAUAUAUUGACUGUGUGAGGGCGAUAGAUUGACUGUGUGAGGGUGAUAGAUUGACUGUGAGGGUGAUAGAUUGACUGUGUGAGGGUGAUAGAUUGACUGUGUGAGGGUGAUAGAUUGACUGUGAGGGCGAUAGAUUGACUGUGUGAGGGCAAUAGAUUGACUGUGAGGGCGAUAGAUUGACUGUGAGGGUGAUAGAUUGACUGUGUGAGGGCGAUAGAUUGACUGUGAGGGCGAUUGAUUGACUGUGAGGGCGAUAGAUUGACUGUGAGGGUGAUAUAUUGACUGUGUGAGGGUGAUAGAUUGACUGUGUGAGGGCGAUAGAUUGACUGUGUGAGGGUGAUAGAUUGACUGUGUGAGGGUGAUAUAUUGACUGUGAGGGCGAUAGAUUGACUGUGAGAGGGCGAUAGAUUGACUGUGAGGGUGAUAGAUUUACUGUGAGGGUGAUAGAUUGACUGUGAGGGCGAUAGAUAGACUGUGAGGGUGAUAUAUUGACAGUGUGAGGGUGAUAGAUUGACUGUGUGAGGGUGAUAGAUUGACUGUGUGAGGGUGAUAGAUUGACUGUGUGAGGGCGAUAGAUUGACUGUGUGAGGGCGAUAGAUUGACUGUGAGGGCGAUAGAUUGACUGUGAGGGUGAUAUAUUGACUGUGUGAGGGCGAUAGAUUGUGUGAGGGUGAUAGAUUGACUGUGUGAGGGUGAUAGAUUGACUGUGUGAGGGUGAUAUAUUGACUGUGUGAGGGCGAUAGAUUGACUGUGUGAGGGCGAUAGAUUGACUGUGAGGGCGAUAGAUUGACUGUGAGGGUGAUAUAUUGACUGUGUGAGGGUGAUAGAUUGUGUGAGGGUGAUAGAUUGAUUGUGAGGGCGAUAGAUUGACUGUGUGAGGGUGAUAGAUUGACUGUGUGAGGGUGAUAUAUUGACUGUGUGAGGGUGAUAGAUUAACUGUGUGAGGGUGAUAGAUUGACUGCGAGGGCGAUAUAUUGACUGUGAGGGUGAUAGAUUGACUGUGAGGGUGAUAGAUUGACUGCGAGGGCGAUAUAUUGACAGUGUGAGGGCAAUAGAUUGACUGUGUGAGGGUGAUAGAUUGACUGUGAGGGCGAUAGAUUGACUGUGAGGGUGAUAGAUUGACUGUGUGAGGGUGAUAAAUUCACUGUGAGGGUGAUAGAUUUACUGUGAGGGCGAUAGAUUGACUGUGUGAGGGUGAUAUAUUUACUACGUGAGGGCAAUAGAUUGACUGUGAGGGCGAUAUAUUUACUACGUGAGGGCAAUAGAUUGACUGUGAGGGCGAUAUAUUUACUACGUGAGGGCAAUAGAUUGACUGUGUGAGGGCAAUAGAUUGACUGUGAGGGUGAUAGAUUGACUGUGUGAGGGUGAUAUAUUUACUACGUGAGGGUGAUAGAUUGACUGUGUGAGGGCGAUAUAUUUACUACGUGAGGGCGAUAGAUUGACUGUGUGAGGGCGAUAUAUUGACUGUGUGAGGGCGAUAGAUUGUGUGAGGGCGAUAUAUUGUGUGAGGGCGAUAGAUUGACUGUGAGGGCGAUAGAUUGACUGUGAGGGCGAUAGAUUGACUGUGAGGGCGAUAGAUUCCAAGGAUUGUAUUUCAGUGUUGUAUAGUCGCUUAAGUCGCUAGACCUGAUGUCAUAACAUUUGAAUGGCCUGGAAAGUAGUAGCUACUAAUUAUAUAUAUAACAUCACAGGGAGUUUGAUGUGUAUGUUAUGGAGUGUAAGUAGAACCACUCCCCAAAUUUACCAAACCAAAAAGAUAUCAAUGACUUUUAUUUAAUUAUACAUGUAUCUCAUAAAAAAAACCAAAAAAACCCAGAUUUAUUUUUUCUUCUUUUAAAAUUUGCUAUAAUGUUCUUCAUUUGAUAUAAAAUAUUUCGUUUUGUUUAUAUAUAUGUUUUUACAUUCUUGUAAUGUUUUGAAAUUUCCAUUCGGGGAUUGUGUGUGCGUGUUCAAAAAUUCAAGUCUUAGAAAAAUAUAUUGAUCAACCUAUUCUUGAUUAAUACCUUAAAGCUAUAUGUUUUAAGCUGAACUUUCUGAUGGAUUAUGGGAUUAUAAAAAUUUGAAUAAAAAGGAAGAUUAGCUGAUAACUUGUGUCUAAGUUAAUCGGGAUUCUCCCCUUCAGUAGGGAAGGUUAUCAGACCUGACUACAGGUGGCCAAGGUAAUUAGCUAGAAUGUAUACAUAAUAUGAGUAUAUAUAAACUGAAUUGUGAUGCUCACAAAAAGGGACUGACCUCUAUCUACUGGAGGUCACUUACUAGAUGUGGUCAAAAAUUAUGGUGGUCACCAAGUACAUGUGGUCAUUAUGUACAGGUGGUCAUUAUAUACAGGUGGUCAUUAUGUACAGGUGGUCAUUAUGUACAGGUGGUCACUAAGUACAGGUGGUCAUUAUGUACAGGUGGUCAUUAUAUACAGGUGGUCAUUAUGUACAGAUGGUCAUUAUGUACAGGUGGUCAUUAUAUACAGGUGGUCAUUAUGUACAGGUGGUCAUUAUGUACAGGUGGUCAUUAAGUACAUGUGGUCACUAAGUACAGGUGGUCAUUAAGUACAGGUGGUCAUUAUAUACAGGUGGCCAUUAUGUACAGGUGGUCAUGAUAUACAGGUGGUCAUUAAGUACAGGUGGUCACUAAGUACAGGUGGUCAUUAUGUACAGGUGGUCAUUAAGUACAGGUGGUCAUUAUGUACAGGUGGUCAUUAUGUACAGGUGGUCAUUAAGUACAGGUGGUCAAUAGUUGACACUAAAUACAAGAAGAACUGAUCAACAUUGUAAAGUUCGAAGGAGUUAUCUCCCUUCUAUAAACAAGCCGCUACCUCCCUGUAUAACAAUGUAUCGUACAGGAUGUAGAGAGAGUAGAGAGAGUAGAGAGUGUAGAGAGAGUAGAGUAGAGAGAGUAGAGAGAGUAGAGAGAACUAUAUUUCUAUACAACACACAUUCAUUGGGACAUCUUCUGGACUUUCUGGUAAAUUAUUUUUAAUUCUUACUUGAAUAUGGCGUCUUUCUUAAACUGUGAAGAUUUCAACUCUUACUUUUGAAAUAUUAAAUCUGAAACCCUUGAGCGUUUCUGGGAAAUUGUUACUGGAAAAGUUUGAAGAUGUUUGAUUGAAUGAUGACAGAGUUUUAUGUCCUGACAGACAAGAGGGCAGGUUUAACUGUCGAGGUGGUACACUCUGAUGAAGUGGUCCAAACAAAUGAAAUACCAAAGCCCGAGUGAUUUUUAAUUGAGUUUCAAUGUACACCCACAUCAGUAAAAUACAAUGGUUCCAGAAUUCUAGACAGCCAUUUAACAACAAAAUCUGUUGUUGGUUUAUAAGUUAUUAUAUUGUGAAAUAAAAAUGUAAUAUUUUAACAAAUGUUUUAUAGAUGAAUGGCUUGUUCUAGCUAUAUUGUACAUAAUAUUAAUGUAGGUAUGUUGUAAAGGGGAGACCACUCCUACUCAUAAAGAUAUAGUUGUGUGAUACGGACCUGCUGACUGUGAUAAUAUAGACUAUUGUGUGUAAUAUUAAAUGUACUAACAUGCUUAAUGUAUUGAUGUCUCUCAUAACAGAUCUCAUAUUCAUGAUGCUUGCUACACAUGAAGCAGGGUGUUAGCUUUUAUAUAUAUAUAUUUAUAUAUUACAUGCUUGUCAACCCUUUGGUCUGUCUCUAACAUGUAAAAAUAUGACUACAUUGACAAGGUCAAAGGUUGAUCACUUGAUGUGGUUAGCCAAAGGUCAAGGUCACUGUUUACAAAACAUAAUUUCAUCCUCACACAUUAUCAUUCUGUCAACCUUAAUUUAUCAGUCAGUAAAUGUUUCUAUUUACAGCUUUAUUAACAUGCAUUCAACAAAUUAAGUGUGAUCUUUCAAAGGUCCAAACUUAGGUCACUGUUAAAAACCCCAAAAGAGCAUUGUCCUUUUCAUCAGGCUAGCAGUGUUUAUGAGCAGGAUAGGCCAAGGUCACUGUCACCAGGAAUAUCUUAGUUUAACUAUUUCUGUUAUCACUGGGUCAGACACUGUGGCUAAAAUAGUUUAACUAUUUCUGUUAUCACUAGGUCAGACACUGUGGCUAAAAUAGUUUAACUAUUUCUGUUAUCACUAGGUCAGACACUACGGCUAAAAUAGUUUAACUAUUUCUGUUAUCACUGGGUCAGACACUGUGGCUAAAAUAGUUUAACUAUUUCUGUUAUCACUGGGUCAGACACUACGGCUAAAAUAGUUUAACUAUUUCUGUUAUCACUGGGUCAGACACUACGGCUAAAAUAGUUUAACUCUUUCUGUUAUCACUUGGUCAGACACUACGGCUGAAAUAGUUUAACUAUUUCUGUUAUCACUAGGUCAGACACUACAGCUAAAAUAGUUUAACUAUUUCUGUUAUCACUGGGUCAGACACUACGGCUGAAAUAGUUUAACUAUUUCUGUUUUCACUAGGUCAGACACUACAGCUAAAAUAGUUUAACUAUUUCUGUUAUCACUGGGUCAGACACUACGGCUGAAAUAGUUUAACUAUUUCUGUUAUCACUUGGUCAGACACUACGGCUGAAAUAGUUUAACUAUUUCUGUUAUCACUAGGUCAGACACUACAGCUAAAAUAGUUUAACUAUUUCUGUUAUCACUGGGUCAGACACUACGGCUGAAAUAGUUUAACUAUUUCUGUUAUCACUGGGUCAGACACUGUGGCUAAAAUAGUUUAACUAUUUCUGUUAUCACUAGGUCAGACACUACGGCUAAAAUAGUUUAACUAUUUCUGUUAUCACUGGGUCAGACACUACGGCUAAAAUAGUUAAACUAUUUCUGUUAUCACUGGGUCAGACACUGUGGCUAAAAUAGUUUAACUCUUUCUGUUAUCACUGGGUAAGACAAUACGGCUAAAAUAGUUUAAUUAUUUCUGUUAUCUUUUGGUCAGACACUGUGGCUAAAAUAUACUUUGACAUAGGAUAUCACUUUGAGUGAAAUCGUAUUUGAUCUGACCAGAAAUUGUUUCCCUUAAACAAUUGUUAAUAGCCAAGAGGCCUUGAAAAAUGGCCAAGCUUGUAAACUGCUAAAGUGAAGGGCUCUCAGAUUUGUUAUAAUGACUGUCCUUCAUUGUUUUCAAGGUCACAAAGGAAAAUCUGUUGUAAUAUUUCAACAAUGUCCUAUGAAUAGCCAGAUUUCCAAGGGCCAUGAUAUCUGUUAGAUGUCUUAGGCCAUGCAAUUUCAUCAACAUUCCUUAAUUUAAAAUUUUCUAUAGGAAAGCAUUCUUAGAUUUAAGAAAAAAAAACUUUUAACUAAAGAACUUUAUUAAAUCUGUAAUGCUUUCCUGCAGAAACUGUUUAAGUUAAGGAAUAUCCUUCAGUAAGAAAUGUUGAUGAAUCCAUGGAUGGCGCAUCUGGAUGUCAGAGGUUUUGAAAAAAUCUUUAAGUGGUUAAUUUCAGCGUUCAUAUUAUUUACAGUAGUAUAAACUCAGACAUAUUCUUUAUAGCUGUGUUUUAGUCUUUGUACAACAUUGUACAAUAUUGAUCUUUUGUGGUUUUUUUCAGUAAGAAAAGGAAUUAGGUCACUUUAAGCCAAAUAUAAUCAAAAAUGAAUUAGGUAGUGACACAAUGUCUUGUUGAAGGACAUCUUCGAAGUAAACUUCAUCCCCAUCGUUGUUUUCAAACAAAAUGUGGGUUCCAUUGAUCAAAUGGAGGCAUUUAAAUUUCAAUAUAACAAUUCAAUGCCAAACAAUGUGUGAUAUUUUCCUAACUUCUCAUGUAUUUUCCUCAAAACGCAUUUGUGAACUCUAGAUAAAUGACAGAUAUUAUUGACGUGUUACCUAUAGACAGGUAUUGUGUCCCCACAGUAGAUAAAGUACAGAUAUGAUUGACGUGUUACCUAUAGACAGGUAUUGUGUCCCGACAGUAGAUAAAGUACAGAUAUGAUUGACGUGUUACCUAUAGACAGGUAUUGUGUCCCCACAGUAGAUAAAGUACAGAUAUGAUUGACGUGUUACCUAUAGACAGGUAUUGUGUCUCCACAGUAAACUCUAGAUAAAGUACAGAUAUGAUUGACGUGUUACCUAUAGACAGGUAUUGUGUCCCCACAGUAGAUAAAGUACAGAUAUGAUUGGCUUGUUACCUAUAGACAGGUAUUGUGUCCCCACAGUAAACUCUAGAUAAAGUACAGAUAUGAUUGACGUGUUACCUAUAGACAGGUAUUGUGUCCCGACAGUAGAUAAAGUACAGAUAUGAUUGACGUGUUACCUAUAGACAGGUAUUGUGUCCCGACAGUAGAUAAAGUACAGAUAUGAUUGACGUGUUACCUAUAGACAGGUAUUGUGUCCCGACAGUAGAUAAAGUACAGAUAUGAUUGACGUGUUACCUAUAGACAGGUAUUGUGUCCCGACAGUAGAUAAAGUACAGAUAUGAUUGACGUGUUACCUAUAGACAGGUAUUGUGUCCCGACAGUAAACUCUAGAUAAAGUACAGAUAUGAUUGACGUGUUACCUAUAGACAGGUAUUGUGUCCCCACAGUAGAUAAAGUACAGAUAUGAUUGACGUGUUACCUAUAGACAGGUAUUGUGUCCCGACAGUAGAUAAAGUACAGAUAUGAUUGACGUGUUACCUAUAGACAGGUAUUGUGUCCCGACAGUAAACUCUAGAUAAAGUACAGAUAUGAUUGACGUGUUACCUAUAGACAGGUAUUGUGUCCCGACAGUAGAUAAAGUACAGAUAUGAUUGACGUGUUACCUAUAGACAGGUAUUGUGUUGUAGAGUUAUGAUUUGUAAUAAAGUUUGCAAUAAAA
This is a messenger RNA of Pecten maximus, 9767 nucleotides long. RefSeq names its product ADP-ribosylation factor 1-like. The transcript has 6 exons. Gene Ontology annotation, biological process: intracellular protein transport; vesicle-mediated transport. The record is from RefSeq and is a predicted model, not a curated record. NCBI's taxonomy places the organism in Eukaryota, Metazoa, Mollusca, Bivalvia, Pectinida, Pectinidae. Bases 92 to 766 code for a protein of 224 amino acids. Gene Ontology annotation, molecular function: GTP binding; GTPase activity. Gene Ontology annotation, cellular component: cytoplasm.